CGAUGGCUGUAGGCAGUUCUUUAGGGCGGGUCCAAGUGGACGUAUACCCAUUUACUCUGUCAGACUGUUUUAAAUAAGUACAGACUCACUAAUUGUAGUCCAGUUCAGAUCAGUGUGUUCAAGUAACGAGAACUGCGGAUUGGCGAGGUCGCUACAUUUAACGGACUAUCCGAAGUGGAGCGAUUCCAGCGAGAUUUCCCCCUGAAAAUAACUGGGUUUGUUAAAACUUCAGAGUUCAACAUGCCUCGGUCUUUCCUGGUAAAAAAGUAUUUCACCAGCAAGAGGCCAAACUACAGCGAGUUGGAAUGUCAGAACGAUACUUUGCUAGACAGAUACCCACUAGCAGAACUUCCAGCAGUCACCAGUGACUUCCCAGUAACUUGCUUAACCACUGGACUGGUUUGGGACGUCAGCUUGCUACCUUCCCUACACGAUCCCACAUCCCCAUCCACCCUUUCCCCUAGCCAGGGCCCGCUGGACCUCAGCUCCCCAUCUAGUGUCAGCUGCAGCAGCAGUGGGGAAGAAGAUGAAGGACGCACGUCUGACCCACCGAGCCCUGAUUCCUCAGACACCUACCAUCCCCAGCAGACCAGCAGGCCGAGGCGCAGCAACAAGAACAGGGCAGGACAGAGAGAGGAGGCCACUGUCCCAGCCACUCGACCAGCCUUCUUUUGCAAGCACUGUCCCAAAGAAUACAACAGUCUCGGUGCCCUGAAGAUGCACAUCCGCUCACACACACUACCAUGUGUCUGUCCCACCUGUGGAAAGGCCUUCUCGCGACCCUGGCUGUUAAGAGGACACAUUCGCACACAUACAGGUGAGCGUCCGUUCUCCUGCCCACACUGUAACCGUGCCUUCGCGGACCGUUCUAACCUGCGUGCACACCUGCAGACCCAUGCAGAUGUGAAGAAAUACCAGUGCAGCACCUGUUCUCGUACCUUCAGCCGCAUGUCCUUGCUGCAGAAACACAGUGCAGCCGGCUGUUGUCCCUCCACGGCCUGAGGGACAACUGAGGGAGGCGGGAGCCAUUUGAUUUUAAUUCAGACACGGUGCCUUGUGAGAUAAUAAUGACCGUGCACUUCUCCUAUCAACACCUUCACUAGAUGCAGUAUGCGACAGGAGAAGGAUGAAGUGACAUUUCAGCGGACUUCUUAAACAUAACACGGUCAAUACAUUUCCAAAUGCCACAGACAUUUUGCCAAACUAAAUUACUUCAAAUGAAGGAAUUAUGAAUGUUUAAAGUAUAAUAGCUGUUCAGCUAGGAGUCUUGAACCAGGGACAACUGCUGUCAGGUUGGGGGUGGGCUCACAUGUAGGGUAUGUCUCUCAACAUGACACACACACAUACACGCGAACAUAAGCAUACAGACAGACAGCUGUUCUGUGGUGCGGAGGCAGUGUGCUAACAGGUGCCCUGGCCCUGAACGUCACAUCUCUGAUAACAGGUGGCGUCUACCGAGUUCUCUAGAAACACACAUGGAGAGAGUUGUGACGGACCACAGUUGACCGUGUUGUUUUUUUAAAGUUGGUUUCAGUGGGUUUUAACCUGCAUGUGCAAGGUCCAUCACUUGUUUUUACUGAUGUUAGUUUGUUUCACCAAGUUAUUUUUGUUACUGUCCUUUAUCAGUUUUUGUUGUACAUGGACUGAGUUUUAAAAUGCACUCCAAUUUACCAAAGAGUAUUGAAGUCCUGUCGUUUUAUAUUAUUAAAACGAAUGAUUGGACCAUUGAAACCAAAGCCAUUCUACUUUUUGUAAAUUCAAGAAGUUUUUUUUUUGUACCUCAGUGUUUUUUCAAGUGAUGAGAUGCGACGUUUCUGUAUUUUUAUCUGAUGUGAAGAAAAGGACUUUCUCAGUAAAUAGACAACAAUGUUUUAUCAUAUGCUGUCCACUAUUCUUGUGGAUGUAUUGACCAUUAUAUGUAACAAUUUAUUGAUGACACAAAUCGUGCAUGACAUGUUUUCUUAAUAUUGAAUGAGUUCAGUGCAAUUUUAUU
This is a messenger RNA of Carassius carassius (crucian carp), 1993 nucleotides long. Its product is annotated as protein snail homolog Sna-like. Bases 241 to 1002 code for a protein of 253 amino acids. NCBI's taxonomy places the organism in Eukaryota, Metazoa, Chordata, Actinopteri, Cypriniformes, Cyprinidae. The record is from RefSeq and is a predicted model, not a curated record. Gene Ontology annotation, molecular function: DNA-binding transcription factor activity, RNA polymerase II-specific; RNA polymerase II cis-regulatory region sequence-specific DNA binding. Gene Ontology annotation, biological process: regulation of DNA-templated transcription. The transcript is spliced from 3 exons.